This is a messenger RNA of Nerophis ophidion (straightnose pipefish), 2695 nucleotides long. It is a transcript of the gene pros1, whose product is annotated as protein S. Gene Ontology annotation, molecular function: calcium ion binding. The coding region runs from base 333 to 2372 and encodes 679 amino acids. NCBI's taxonomy places the organism in Eukaryota, Metazoa, Chordata, Actinopteri, Syngnathiformes, Syngnathidae. The transcript has 14 exons. Gene Ontology annotation, cellular component: extracellular region. The record is from RefSeq and is a predicted model, not a curated record.
GCACUAGGCUGGCAUGAUGACAUUAAAAUGGAGGUUUAGUCGUCGAUGGCGGAGAACAGUAGCGGCUUUUUUGGAUUGAUUGAUACUUGUAUUAUUAGAUUGCACAGUACAGUACAUAUUCCCUACAAUUGACCACUAAAUGGUAACACCCCAAUAAGUUUUUCAAGGUGUUUAAGUCGGGGUCCAGGUUCAUCAAUUGAUGGCUCUCUCGGCGUCUUUGCCAAAUCUCUUUGGAGCGCGAUAAGUUCCACCCACGCAGGCUCCCGAGCCAAGUAUUUGGGAGGCUAAGAAGGCGGAUUGCAGUCCGCCGAGAAGCACUCACCGGCCCGACGAUGAGGAGACCAGACCUCCUGCCGCCAUGUUUGUUUCUCCUCCUUCUUCUCCUCCUUCUGCUGACCUUCGUCGACGCUUCGAGAUUCCUGAGCCAGCGCGCGGCCUCGCGCUUCCUGCGCCGGCACAGGAGGGCCAACUCGCUCUUUGAGGAGCAUAAGGAGGGUAACCUGGAGCGCGAGUGUGUGGAGGAGCUGUGCAACAAGGAGGAGGCCAGGGAGAUCUUCGAGAACCAGCCCGAGACGGAGUACUUUUACCCAAAGUACAUUGUGUGUCUGGGCUCCCACCGCGUGGGCAUCAAGAAACAAAACUCCGACUCCACAAUUCCAUCUGAUCUACGCAGCUGCGUGACGGAAAUCAGCAACCAGUGCACGCCGUAUCCGUGCUACAAGGAAGGCUCGCAGCGCUGCGAGGACGGCCAGGGCUCCUACACGUGUGUGUGCAAGGCCGGCUGGAAGGGGCAGUGCUGUAACAACGACAUCGAUGAGUGUUCGGAUCCCGAGUUCCCAGCCGGAUGUAACCAAAAAUGUUACAAUAUUCCUGGGAGCUUCCACUGCAUGUGUGAAGACGGCUACUUCCUCUCCGACAACAUCAACUGUGUGGAUGUCAACGAGUGCCUGAUGUACCCCAGUAUUUGCCAGCCGCCUGCAACAUGUGUCAACACGCUGGGCAUGUUUGAGUGUGUGUGUCCCCCCGGCUUCAAAUACAACUUCACUUCCAAAAGCUGCAACGACGUGGAUGAAUGCCAGACGAGCGUGUGCGACGGCAUCUGCAUCAACAACGUCGGCAGCUACACCUGCCACUGCGACGGCCGUCAGGACCUCCGCCUGGCGGACGACGGGCGCAGCUGUGAGAAGAUCCCAGUCUGCGUGGAGUUGUACGACUCCAAAAAUGCGGAGAUGCUGUACUUGGGGGAGCAGUUUGCUGGGCUCCCUGGGAUAUAUCUGCUCUUUCGCCUGCCAGAGAACACCAAGUUUGCGGCCGAGUUCGACUUCCGCACCUUCGACCCAGAGGGAGUUAUCCUCUAUGCCGAGUCCUCCCGGGACUCCUGGUUCAUGUUGGGGCUACGAGGCGGACAUAUUGAGGUCCAGUUUAAAAACCCGCACACCUUCAAGGUGACCAGUGGAGGCAAAGCCAUCAACGAUGGACAGUGGCAUGUGAUCUCCGUGGAUGAGCUGGAGAACAGCAUCAGCGUGAAGAUCAGCAAGGAGGCCAUAAUGAGCAUCAACAGUCCUGAGAGUCUCUUCACGUCUUUUAAUGGCAAACUGGAGACCAAAGUUUACAUCGCCGGUUUGCCCAACCGCACCAACAACGUCAUCAAACCUAUCAACCACAGACUCGAUGGCUGCAUCCGGGGCUGGAACAUAAUGAACCAGGGAGCGUCCGGCGUGAAGGAUGUCAUCCUGAAGAAGAAGAGUAAACAAUGUUACGUGUAUGUUGAACCGGGCUCUUUCUUCACUGGGGAAGGAUUGGCACACUUCAAUGUUGACUACAGUGACUCUGGCAGUUGGAAGGUGGAUUUAAGGCUGGACAUACGUCCUUCCAGCAGCACGGGGGUCCUCUUUGCUCUCCUUUCCGACGAGGUCGUCCCGCUGUCGGUCGCCGUGUUGUCGCAAGGAGAAGAAGACGCGAACCUGCAAGUGUUCCUGGAUGGGGUUUCCGUGGCCACGCUGGACUCUCUGAUGCUGUGCUACCCCGACCACUUGACGGUGCUGCUGAGCGUGACGCCGAGCGGGAUGCAGCUGUCCGCCAACUCCUCCACCGUCAGCUACGCCGCGCCCCACGCCCUGCAGGAGGCUCUACAGCGCCUCCACUCCAGCAUGCAGAACCCCGUCAGAACCUACGUCGCUGGGAUACCAGAUGACGUCCCGCUAGCUGCCACCCCGGUGACGGCCUUCUAUCACGGCUGCAUGAGCGUCUCCGUCAACGGCCAGAUGUUGGACUUGGACGAGGCCCUGAGCAAACACAACAGUAUCAAGUCCCAUUCCUGUCCUCCCAAUUCCCCCCCAGAGACUGAUGCCCCUCCCCCGUAUGCAGCGUGACACGCAGCAGUGUCCUCCUGAACUGUAGGACACGGGAUGCAAGAUGUCAGAUAUAUGUUUUACAUUCUUACAAAGUAUCUGUCCCACAUUUUGUUCUGAUUACCUGUAGCGAGGAACCACGACGGAUUGUUUGCCGGAAUGAUGUAGUCGCACUUUUCUUGCAACCCACAAUUCCAAGAAAUGUUGGGAAAACAGCAGCGCUUUUCUGGCACGCUCGAUGUUGAGCAAUGUUUGGGUCUCAGCACCUGGAGCCUGACCUCUUUCACCAUGGUGCAAACAUCCUUGUACAGAGAAAUGACUUGAAAUUAAAAAUAUGUUAUGAA